Messenger RNA from Oncorhynchus masou masou (cherry salmon), 3235 nucleotides. RefSeq names its product ATP-dependent 6-phosphofructokinase, platelet type-like. Gene Ontology annotation, biological process: canonical glycolysis; fructose 1,6-bisphosphate metabolic process; fructose 6-phosphate metabolic process. The record is from RefSeq and is a predicted model, not a curated record. The transcript has 23 exons. The coding region runs from base 185 to 2689 and encodes 834 amino acids. NCBI's taxonomy places the organism in Eukaryota, Metazoa, Chordata, Actinopteri, Salmoniformes, Salmonidae. Gene Ontology annotation, molecular function: AMP binding; 6-phosphofructokinase activity; fructose-6-phosphate binding. Gene Ontology annotation, cellular component: cytoplasm; membrane; 6-phosphofructokinase complex.
ACUGUUGCCAUCGGUGACUGUCAGAAGCGAGUCAGCGAAGCAGGGAAAGGAAGGGGGCGUUAACCACUGCAUUAAUUUACAGUCGAUCUCUCAAAUACCGACACCUAUUUAAUUUCAAAACCUACAUACCAACAAAAAAUAAGAAUUUUCGUAUAUAUUCUUGUGAAGGGUAGAAGAGGGAGCCAUGGCGAAGCGGCAGGACACCAAGAAAUUCUUUGAGAAUCUUUCCGGUGCUGGAAAAUCCAUCGGCGUUCUGACAAGCGGAGGAGAUGCUCAAGGUAUGAAUGCUGCUGUACGGGCUGUGGUCCGCAUGGGUAUUUAUGUGGGAGCUAAAGUCUACUUCGUCCAUGAGGGUUACCAGGGUAUGGUAGAUGGUGGGGAUAAUAUUGAAGAGGCAUCAUGGGAAAGUGUCUCCAGCAUGCUGCAAGUGGGUGGCACAGUCAUUGGCAGUGCCCGCUGCAAGGAGUUCCGCAGCCACGAGGGGCGUCUGAAGGCUGCUCACCACCUGGUGCAGCGUGACAUCACCAACCUGUGUGUGAUCGGAGGGGACGGCAGUCUCACUGGGGCCAACCUCUUCAGAGAGGAGUGGAGCGGACUACUGGAGGAACUGGUCCAGCAGGGUCUGAUUGAUGAGAAGGCUGCCCAGAACAAUUCAGAGCUACACAUUGUGGGAAUGGUGGGCUCCAUCGACAACGACUUCUGUGGCACUGACAUGACAAUCGGGACAGACUCUGCCCUGCACAGAAUCAUAGAGGUGGUGGACGCAAUCAUGACUACAGCCCAGAGCCACCAGAGGACGUUUGUGCUGGAGGUCAUGGGAAGACAUUGUGGGUACCUGGCCCUAGUAAGUGCUCUGGCCUGCGGGGCUGACUGGGUGCUGAUCCCUGAGAUGCCCCCUGAGGACGGGUGGGAGGAACAGAUGUGUCAGAAACUGUCUGAGAAUCGUGCAGAUAAGAAACGGCUCAAUAUCAUUAUUGUAGCAGAGGGGGCGAUAGAUUCUCACAACAAGCCUAUCACUACAGACCAUAUUAAGGAACUGGUUGUUAGCUGUCUGGGCUUUGACACCCGAGUCACCAUCCUGGGUCACGUCCAGAGAGGAGGAACCCCCUCUGCCUUUGACCGGAUCCUGGCCAGUCGUAUGGGAGUGGAGGCGGUCCUGGCCCUGUUGGAGGCGUCAGCCAGCACACCGGCCUGCGUAGUGUCUCUGUGUGGGAACCAGGCUGUCCGUCUGCCCCUCAUGGAGUGUGUUCAGAUGACACAAGACGUCCAGAAAGCCAUGGACGAGAAGAAUUUUGAGGAAGCUGUGAGACUGCGUGGCAGGAGUUUCGAAAACAACCUGAACACCUACAAACUCCUGUCUUACCGGAAAGCAGACUCUGAACUCCCAAAUAGCUCCUUCAACGUGGCGGUGCUGAACGUGGGUGCCCCAGCUGCGGGCAUGAACGCAGCUGUCCGCUCGGCCGUCAGGGUGGGCAUCACCGAGGGGCACAAGAUGUUCGCCGUUAACGACGGCUUCGAGGGAUUCUACAAGGGACAGAUAAAGGAGAUUAAAUGGGGAGAUGUAGGUGGUUGGACUGGACAAGGGGGGUCCAUACUGGGAACAAAGAGAACCCUUCCAGCGAAGCAUCUUGAUAAGAUCGCUGAACAAAUCAGGAUACAUAACAUCAAUGCUUUGCUUGUUAUCGGUGGAUUUGAGGCCUUCCUGGGAGUCAUGGAACUGUCCGCUGCCCGGGAGAAAUAUAAUGAGUUCUGUGUCCCCAUGGUUAUGGUCCCUGCCACGGUCUCCAACAAUAUACCGGGCUCUGACCUCAGCAUUGGCGCAGACACAGCUUUGAAUGCUAUUACUGAUGCGUUUGAGUGUCUGCUGCAGCUCUAUGAGGCCCGGACCAGCCAUGAGGACUUUUGCAUCCCGAUGUGUGUGCUGCCUGCCACCAUUAGUAACAAUGUGCCUGGUACUGAUCUGAGUAUCGGGGCAGACACUUCCCUCAAUGCCAUCGUGGAGACAUGUGACCGCAUCAAGCAGUCUGCCAGUGGGACCAAGCGGCGUGUGUUCAUCAUUGAGACCAUGGGGGGGUACUGUGGGUACCUGGCCAGUGUCGGGGGGCUGGCUGCGGGGGCUGACGCUGUCUACAUCUAUGAGGAACCUUUCGACAUCAGAGACCUCCAGUCCAACGUCGAGCAUUUGACAGAGAAGAUGAAGACGGGCAUCCAGAGGGGCUUGGUGCUGAGGAAUGAGAACUCCAAUGAGAACUUCACCACAGAUUUCAUCUACCAGCUGUACUCUGAGGAGGGGAAAGGAGUGUUCGACUGCAGGAAGAAUGUCCUUGGACAUAUGCAGCAGGGAGGUGCUCCUUCCCCAUUCGACAGGAACUUUGGAACGAAGAUUGCAGCCAAAGCAAUUCAAUGGAUUUCAAGAAAGCUCAAGGAGUCAUAUAAAGAAGGGAAGGUGUUUGCUAACACAGAGGACACUGCCUGUUUGCUGGGGAUGCGUCGCAGAGCCAUGGUCUUCCAACCAGUGGUGCAGCUCAAAGACCAAACAGACUUUGUCCACAGGAUCCCUAAGGAACAGUGGUGGUUGAAGCUCCGCCCCCUGAUGAAGAUCCUGGCUAAAUACAAGACCAGCUACGACGUGUCUGACUCUGGCCAGCUGGAGCAUGUGACCCGGGUCAGGCCCAAGAAGGUGGACUGAACUGACCAGCACAGUCUGGAUAGGCUAAGUCUUUAGAUUGGAUCAGCUCAGAGCAGACCAGCCCUUUCACUCAGUCCCAUACUCAUAGCUACUUAGGGCUCAAUUGCCCACCCUUCUUCUGAAGUAUGCACUUGUACACUUUCUCAUAUGGAUUUUACACUGGUAGAAACUGCUUACACCAAUCCUAUGCUUUUAAAUUCAUGAUGGGCAGUGUGCAAGUGCACACUUUUGGAAAAGGGUGGAGAACCAGGAUGUAGACCUAGUCUACUCCCAUAGGUGCUUCUUCCCUCUCCGUCUUCUUCUAAAGGGAGAGCUGUUUAUCCCGCCACCUACUGUAGGUCUACUCCAUUGUUACGUUGUGUUGUCACUCCGUACUUGCACUUUGUAUCAAUCCUGGGUUGGCAUCUAAGAGUAGGUCAUGUUAGUUCCGCUGCUGUAUUUUGUGGCUUAGUUGAGGAUCUGUUUGUGAAACCCAUUUGAAUGUUAACUCACUGUGUGAUCAGAGUGUUUUCUCCAAGUAUUAAAGAAUGUUUAUUGUGAUGACAA